Aspergillus pseudotamarii is the source of this 366-nucleotide messenger RNA. RefSeq lists its product as uncharacterized. The record is from RefSeq and is a predicted model, not a curated record. The transcript is spliced from 2 exons. NCBI's taxonomy places the organism in Eukaryota, Fungi, Ascomycota, Eurotiomycetes, Eurotiales, Aspergillaceae. Bases 1 to 366 code for a protein of 121 amino acids.
AUGGACCUCCCUCCUCAGGUCGAGAGCAUCCCAGACGACUGGACCACCGAUCCUGCCGAAAUUCACUUUGACCUGGUAUGGAAACAUCAUAGAAGCCAAGGCCAGAAGAUGGUGAGGAGGUUCGGGCUAUCAAAGCCACGGGUUCUCAUGACUUCCAAGCGCGAAACGGGGAUUCCCCAGUACAUGAUUCAAUCAGGCGAGCGGUACUAUAUCUGGAACGAGAUGGACGACACGGUCUGGCAAAUUAUCAAGCCUACAGGGCUGCUAGCCAUACUCCGAACCAUGACCGUCAGGGGACAAAGGGGGCUAAAAGUAAAGAUAAUUGAGCCACUCGAAGUUUAUGAGUAUGAGGAGCACAACGAGUAG